Messenger RNA from Myotis lucifugus (little brown bat), 2611 nucleotides. RefSeq names its product trophoblast glycoprotein like (gene TPBGL). The transcript has a single exon. The annotation marks the transcript as partial. The record is from RefSeq and is a predicted model, not a curated record. Gene Ontology annotation, molecular function: protein binding. Gene Ontology annotation, cellular component: plasma membrane. Lineage: Eukaryota; Metazoa; Chordata; Mammalia; Chiroptera; Vespertilionidae. Gene Ontology annotation, biological process: negative regulation of canonical Wnt signaling pathway.
AGCCAGCCCGCCGCGCCCUGUCCCUUCCAGUGCUACUGCUUCGGCAGCCCCCAGCUGCUGUUGCGCUGCGCGUCGGGCGCAGAGCUCCGGCAGCCACCCCGGGACGUGCCGCCCGACGCGCGCAACCUCACCAUCGUGGGCGCCAACCUGACGGUGCUGCGCGCGGCCGCCUUCGCCGGCGAGGACGCGGAUGGGGAGGAGGGGGCGGCGGGCGGCGUGCGCCUACCGUUCCUGACGGCGCUGCGCCUCACGCACAACAACAUCGAGGUGGUGGAGGACGGCGCCUUCGACGGGCUGCCCAGUCUGGCGGCGCUCGACCUGAGCCAUAACCCGCUGCGCGCCCUGGGCGCCGGCGCUUUCCGCGGGCUGCGGGCGCUGAGCUCGCUGCAGCUCAACCACGCGCUGGUGCGGGGCGGCCCCGCGCUGCUGGCCGCGCUCAACGCCGCGCUCGCCCCGCUGGACGAGCUGCGCCUCCUGGGCCUGGCGGGCAACGCGCUGAGCCGCCUGCCGCCCGCCGCGCUGCUCCGGCCGCGCCUCGAGCAGCUGGACGCGCGCCUCAAUGCGCUGGCCGGCCUGGGCCCCGACGACCUGCGCGCUCUGGAGCGCGAUGGCGGCCUGCCCGCGCCGCGCUUGCUGCUGGCCGACAACCCCCUGCGCUGCGGCUGCGCCGCGCGCCCCCUGCUGGCCUGGCUGCGUAACGCCACGGAGCGCGUCCCCGACGCGCGGCGCCUGCGAUGCGCCUCCCCGAGGCAGCUGCAAGACCGGCCUUUCCUGGACCUGGACGAGGCGCGGCUGCGCUGCGCUGACCGCGACGCCGAAGAUGUAGAGCUCGCCGGCCCGGAGCUGGAAGCCUCCUAUGUCUUCUUCGGGCUGGUGCUGGCGCUCAUCGGCCUCAUCUUCUUAAUGGUGCUCUACCUGAACCGCCGGGGCAUCCAGCGCUGGAUGCGCAACUUGCGCGAGGCCUGCCGGGACCAGAUGGAGGGCUACCACUACCGCUACGAACAGGACGCUGACCCGCGCCGCGUGCCAGUCCCAGCCGCCCCCGCCGGCUCCCGAGCCACUUCCCCGAGCUCGGGACUCUGAGCUUCACUUGUUGGGGGUGCCCCUGCCAACUGAUGACUUUACUGGGGCCACCUGGCCCGAAGGAGUGGGUAUGAGACACUUGCGAGCUUGAGGCUUUUGAGACCUGUCCCUGACCUGCCUGAAACCUUUGGAUUCUGGCAUCACCACCCCCUUCCCUCCCACACCCAUGGAAACCCCAAGCUGUACCCCUCUUCCCAGCCUCUGAGAGCUCUUACCAUCAAAGACCCAGAGAUGCCCUUCUGAUUCCAGAAGCCCUACCCACUCAUCCCAGGCUCCAGACCCAGCAACCUCCCUCCCCCUUUUAAGACGCACCCAGACACCUUCUCCUAAAAUCCCAAAGCCCUGAGAUUGCUUCCACCACCCUCGUCUUUGAGCCCUGACCUUUCAGUGGGAAACAUCACCCUAGACUUCAAGGACCCCCAUCUCCAGCUUGGAGCCCUCAGUUCCCUUCCCAGAGCUGGGGCCCUCGCACCCCAUUCUGGUCUCAGAAGCAGAGCACUCCCACGGAAAGGCUUUGGUGGACUUGGAGCCUUUCUUCUCAUACCAGAGCUCUGAGCCCUCCGUCCUGCAUAGAGACCCACACCUCCGGGCUCUAAGGGUGGGGCACCCUCCCCCAAUCAGAGGCUGUAUUUCAUACCACCCACCACCUCACUCUGGCUCAGACCCCCAUUCCUUGGGGCUUGGGGCUCAGCUCCGUUGGUCUCUCCCACCCCAGGGAGGGGCACACCCUGUUACAGCCUUAGUGUGGAGCUGAUCUCUAGCCUUUCCCCCCAGAGCUCUGAUCCCCCCGUAUUCAGUGCUUGGCCCAAUCUCAAACUCUCAGCUCUUUACCCUGAUCUGAGUUUCAUCCCCCUGCCCAAGUCUUAGGCUCUCAAUUCCCCCACACACCCAUAGCUUGCACUCGGUACCAACUCCUGCCACUCACUAGGCCAGCGUCCAGUGAGGAAUCCAUCCCUGGCAUGUGCCCACUGGACACACCCUAAAUGAGCUCUCCAGCACUGCAAGACAGGAGCAGGUGCCCCAACCAUGCUAGCAGCUCCCCACGGGGAAAGGAGGGUCCUGGGGCUGUGAAGUCAGGCCUCAGAACCAGGGUCACCCACCCGCCGUGGCCUCAGAGAGGGGUCAGGACAGGGGCUCUGAAGGGCUGGGAGCCCAUAUGCUCUUUCCCAUCCAUCUAGCUCUUCUCCACUAAGGAUUCCUUGCUGCCACGCAACAUCCCCCACCCCUUCUGGAAGAGUAGGGGAGGUCUCACCUCCCAUCUCAGGCACAAGCCCUUCUGUUCAGGGUCAGAGCCUCGGCGCCCUGCCUUCUGCAUGAUCCCAAAGCACAAUCGGUGAGUGGGGAGGGGGCUGCCUCUCCCUGACUCCCACCCCCUUGGUCAGGCAGAACGGCUGGCCUGUGCUGCUGCCGCACACAGGAAGUCGCGCUCCUUCGGCAUACCGGCUUGAGGCCUGCCUUCCCACCCCUACCCAAGAAAUCUAGAAAUCCCUUGGGCCGUUUUCUAUAAAGUCUGCAAUAACCUCUGAUA